Messenger RNA from Biomphalaria glabrata, 3692 nucleotides. RefSeq lists its product as uncharacterized. Gene Ontology annotation, cellular component: nucleus; transcription regulator complex. Gene Ontology annotation, biological process: regulation of transcription by RNA polymerase II. Bases 22 to 828 code for a protein of 268 amino acids. Lineage: Eukaryota; Metazoa; Mollusca; Gastropoda; Planorbidae. The record is from RefSeq and is a predicted model, not a curated record. The transcript has 2 exons.
AGUUGUCUCUUGUUUGUUACAAUGGCUGCCUAUUAUAGUAAAAAAGAAAAGAUAAUUGAACUGAUACAAAAAUACCCAGUUAUAUACAAUCCCGAACAUCCAGACUACAAAAACAAAAAAAUAAAAAACAAGAUCUAUGCUUCGAUAGGAGGAAUGAUUGGUGAUACUACUGGGGCUGAAGUCCAAAGGAAGUGGAAAAAUCUUAAAGACUAUUUUAUCCGAGAGAUGAAAAUACAGCAGACUGGGCAGUCAUUUAAAUCCCCAAACAAAUGGAUUUUUUCACAUCAAAUGGAGUUCCUACGCCCCUAUGUUUCAUUGAGUGGUGCUAGCAAUGGCACAUUUUCUAAUGUUGGUGAAAGGUUUGGGAACAGACAGUCAGAUGUAAAGCAAAGUUUGUCAGAGCCAUUUUUAAUCACCACAAAUGAGUCUUUUUCCUCAUCGCCUGCAAGCGAAGAUACCACAGAACUGCUAAGCAUAUCAGACAUAAAGCCUGUCAUCACAACACAGUAUGAACGCCCUCAAGCAACCGCUCAGCAGGAAAAGCCACAGUCAACCACUCCUCACGUGCCGAAACACAAAAAAAGGAGACUCUCCAAUGACUCAGACACAUCGUCGUCAUCAGCAUCCAAAAUUGAUAAAGCGAUGAAUUAUGUUAGUCAUGAAAAAUACUAUGAUAGAGUGGAUUGUCUGUUUCUAGGCUAUGCAGAUUUUUAUAAAAAGCUUUCACGCAGGGGACAGAUCUCAAUCAAAUUGAAAAUGGCUCAAAUAUUUACAGAAGAAGAGCUAAAAGAGCUGGAUAAUCAAAAUAAUGUUAAUAAUACACAAUGAUGUGAAGAUGCUGCUGUAGUUUUGUCAUUUGUUUUGCUGAUUUUAAAGUUUGUGUUUUAAAUAUUGUUAGUAACAAGAGAAGAUAAAUACACUUUUAGAAUAAGACAAACAAGGGUUAAAUAGUUGGCUUCUAAAUUUUAGCUGCUGCCAUUGUAGGACUGAACCAAAACAAAACAAAUAAAACAUUAGAGGAGAUAACUCCAAAAAUAAAUUUUUAAAAGGAGCUAAUAACAUAGCAUCUUCUUUAUCAAAGAAAAUGAAAAAUUUAACUAAUGUAACAGUGAACACACAAAGCUUUAAACUGACUUUGUCGAUAUCAUUUUUCUGUUCCAUUUGUAGUGGGCUCAGCAUGAUUUUUUAUACCUCUUAUUUUAGAAGAUUUUAUUGUUUCUAUAAACAUUUGCACAAAAAAAAGUCAUAUCCUUAGCUCCACACUAUUAGGUUUUAAACUAAGUUCUUGGUUUUUAGUGUUUUUUUUUGUUUGAUUGUCACCUGACAUUCCUGGCCAAAAAAAUCACCUUUCUAGCUUGUCUUAUCAUACUGUCAUAUCCUUAGCUGUACAUUAUUAGGUUUUAAACUAAGUUCUUGGUUUUUAGGUUUUUUGAUUGAUUGUCACCUCCUGGCCAAAAAAAUCACAUUUCUAGCUUGUCUUAUCAUACUGUCAUCAUCCAAAGUACUUUCAGGUCAUUGUCAAUCUGUUCUGACUGUUGGGGCCACCCAUUUGUGAUUGUUCUUAUCUGUUUCAGUAGGGUAUAAUCUUUCACUGAUUUAUUUUAUAUUCUCUCUCUAGUAAGCCAUCAGAUAAGUCAGACACCUGAAAUAGGUGAAUAUUAUUUUCCACUUUUUUGCAUCUACUCAAUUUGAGUGCAUGCUUUUGAAAGUGUUCCUGUAGUAAUUAACCCAUUUCCAGGAAGUAAAAUCAUAUCCUUGGCUCCACAUUAUUAAGUUUUGAAGUUUUCUAGGAUCUUGGCUAUGAGGCUUUCACCUGAUAUUGUCCAAGGGUUUGUGAUCAUUGAUGAUGAUUAGUGAUAGGGUAAAAUGUAUCUUAUACUUCAUUAUUUCUUGGUUUGCAGUAUUCCUCUAAUUUUUUUUAACUGUCAUUGCAUUGUUGAGCUUUUCAUCUUGGCUAUAUAUAAAAUGGUUAGGAUCAUGCAUUUCUAUAGCUAUAGGGCCAUUACAAGACAAAAUAUUGGCCACUUGUUCUUUUGGUUUUAAAUUGGCUCCAGAAACAGUCCCAUAAACUAUCCUGUUCAACAUUUUCAGCUAUACUUAGCUACCACCAUUUUAAUAACAAGAAAAGGAGAGUAUUAAAUGAACACACUUUUUGAACAAGACAAACAAGUGUAUUAGCUAUAAAGUUCUUUUAGACUAUGCUAUUUGCAUCAUACUACAUGUAUUUUAAUUAGUUUGAUUGUCAGUACAGUCAGAUGAAAAGGAGAGUAUUAAAUGAACACACUUUUUGAACAAGACAAACAAGUGUAUUAGCCAUAAAGUUCUUUUAGACUAUGCUAUUUGCAUCAUACUACAUGUAUUUUAAUUAGUUUGAUUGUCAGUACAGUCAGAUGAAAAGGAGAGUAUUAAAUGAACACACUUUUUGAACAAGACAAACAAGUGUAUUAGCCAUAAAGUUCUUUUAGACUAUACUAUUUGCAUCAUACUACAUGUAUUUUAAUUAGUUUGAUUGUCAGUAUGAUGCAUGUGACAUACAUUUAUAUACUAAUAUAUUGGAUUCAUUAUGACUGGAGAUAUGAUAUGAAGGAAUCAAAACUUUGUCGUUAAUUCGUAAUUAUUAUAUCAGGAUUGGUGGGAAGGGGGGAGUGUUGUCAUAAUGAUAUAUCUAGGUCAGUAAACAGGUGGCCACAAUGUGCUAUUUCUAUUUCUUAAAAACAAAAAAGUCAAGACACUCAUAUGAAUAGAUUAGGUAUCCUGCAUGCUGGUUUAAAAUAUUUAGUCUACGUAGUCUACAACAUGGUUUAAACUUGAGGCGCUUAUUUAUUUAUUUUUUUUACUUGAUAAUUUCAUUGUCUUGUCAAUGUACAGGUUUGAUGGAAAGAUGAUUAAUGACAAUGACUUUAUUACAUUGUCUUUAUGUAUUUGCAGUUUGUAAGCUCCAUCCAAUGUUUUUAUUUAGAAGUAGUUCUAAUUGAAAUUAUAUAACUUUAAAUAAAUUUAAAGAGUCUAUUCAAUUAAAUGUUUUAUGAAUUAAAUUUAAUAUGUUUAACACCAGUAAUUAACAUUUUUAAUUUUUGGUCAACAUACAUUUUUCUGUUAAAUUUUUAGUGGCACUUCUCAAUGGGGCAAUGCUUGCCAAUAAAAACACAUAAAUAUCUUUCUGAUUUUUUUUUCUAAAAAUUCUUUUAUCCUGUAACAAAAUUUUCUCAUUUAUCAUGUUUUUGAGAAACCACGGCCUUAAACUUUAAUUCUAUAACAGUGAUGCCCAAAACUAUGGCCCAUGGUCUGUGAUACAGUGUUUUCCCAUAAUUUGAUAAGUACUUUGACCUCUGCUGACAUCUUUUUCUUCUCCAGAGCUUUCUGAAAGUGCUGAUAGUGCACAUGAAAUGAGAUCUUUCAACUUAGUCCAUUUUCUGAUUCGAUGCAUUUCAAAUUUGUUACCUUAUUUUUUCAUCUCAAUUUCUUAUGCUUCCGUUGAUUGAAGAGUUCUGAUUUCAAAUCUUCCUUAGAACUAAACACGAAUCAUGCCAUAACCCGGUUUGUGUUUAGUUUAAAUAUAUCAAUGAGUGAAGGUUGUACAUACACAGCAUUAUAAAUAAAAUGCAUAACAAAUUCAUUGAUGUAAAAUGAUAUUUAUUUUUACUAUUCAUUGGUGAACUGUUACAAUACAUUAAUUAAUAUAAAUCACCUAA